Messenger RNA from Anopheles coustani, 5408 nucleotides. RefSeq names its product DNA topoisomerase I, mitochondrial (gene Top1). The coding region runs from base 426 to 3746 and encodes 1106 amino acids. Gene Ontology annotation, cellular component: nucleolus; chromosome. Gene Ontology annotation, molecular function: DNA topoisomerase type I (single strand cut, ATP-independent) activity; DNA binding. The record is from RefSeq and is a predicted model, not a curated record. The transcript has 8 exons. Lineage: Eukaryota; Metazoa; Arthropoda; Insecta; Diptera; Culicidae. Gene Ontology annotation, biological process: DNA replication; chromosome segregation; DNA topological change.
GUGGUUCGUUGAAAGUCGAUUUUAGUGCGUUUUUACCUUCUUGCGUGCCCUUUAAAGUGUCUCUUUUGGUAAAGAAAACCUUUCACAAAAAUCGUACAGUUUUUUGCGACUGGACAAUUUACAAAUAAUCGCCGAAAACGUGACUUUCCUGUCGGCCCUCCGGAGGUAUGAGGAAGCAGUGGUGUUCUGUGUGUGAUGCGGCGCACUAGUGUGCGUGACAGUGACUCGAACUAGGUGCUGUAUACUCUGGGACUUAGAAAAUUUUUCGCAGCUCGGGUCUUGUGCUCGGACGGGCUUUGCUGAAAGUGCGAACUGACGACGGACUUGUGCUCUCUUCCGUACAUCAUCGUCGUCGUCGUCGUCGUUUUCGCACAGUCGUUGCCGUGUGUCCGGUGUCGUGGAAGUGAAGUUAAAAUUGUGGCACCAUGAGCGUGGAAACGGCCAUUCCCCCAGCGGGUCAUCCACAGCCAGCGGAUUCAUUGAAGCAAAUGAACGGAACAGCUGAUCGGCCGAACGGAGUGAGCAACGGGCACGCGGGCAGUGGUGGUGAGAACGGUGAGCGGCAGAAGAGCAGCCACAAGAGUUCGAGCAAAGACAAACACCGAGACAAGGAUCGGGACCAUCAUCGCUCGGAUAAGGACAAAAAUCGCGAAAAGGACAAAGGCCGCGAUAAGGACCGCGAGCGGGAGAAGGACAAAAGCCGCGACAAGGAUCGGGAUAAGCAUAAGAGUAGCAGUGGCACCGGCGGAAGUCAUUCCUCGUCAUCCAAGAGUGGUAGCGGUGGAUCGUCCAAGGACAAGGAGCGCAGUGAUAAGGACAAGCAAAGUUCCAGCGGAAGCAGCGGCAAUAAAGACAAGGAAAAAACUCACCACAGCAGCUCUUCGUCGCACAAAAGCUCCAAAAGUGACAAGGACAAGGAUCGUUCGAAGGAUAAGGACCGGGACAAGGACAGCAAGCAUCGGAGUCGCGAAGAUGGCAAGGAUCGUAGCGAUCGCGACAAGAAGGAUCGUGAUAAGAGCAAAUCCAGUAGCGACAAGGAUAAGCACAAAUCGUCCUCGUCUUCGUCGAGCAACAAGGAUAAGGACCGCGAAAAGCACAAGACCAGCAGCUCGUCGUCCGGCCGGGACAAACAUUCCAGCAGUAGCAGCUCGAAGCGGGACAAAGAAAAAUCAUCAUCGUCAUCUUCCUCGAAGCACAAGGACCGGCGGGAUGGAAAGGAACAACGCGACAAUGCUGCCUCCUCUGUGCCUGGUGAGGUGAAGAUAAAGGGGGAAACGGAUGCCGCUCCCCCAGGUUUCCUCAAUGGCGAAGGCCAUCUGGUGGCGCCCGGUGAUGCCACUGCUAACAACCGGGCAGCAAAAGAGCGCGAUCCGCUGGAUAUUUCGCAAGCCAGCUCGUGUGACUACUCUAUGUCCCAGUUUCGCGCGGAUGAGACCCCAUUCCCGCAAAAGAAUGAACCGGUGGAUCACAAUCAGUCGAAUCAGGAUGGCGAGUAUCAGGACGAGGAUGAUGACGAAGGGGAUGCCGAAAGCGGUGACAAUGAAGGCUCUGGUAAUGAGAAUGGACACUUCAACCAUCAACAACAACAACAGGCGCAACAUUAUCAAAAUCAGGGCGGUUACUUCGGUGGAAUGCAACAACAGCACGAGCAGUAUCAGGCAUCGAUGAACCAGAUCCAGAUCAAACACGAGCCUCUCGAUAUCAAGGCAGAACCUUAUGAGACGCAGAUCAAACAAGAGGAAGAUUCCGAGGACGAGAUUCCAUUGUCGAAGCGUAAGAAGAAAGAUUCCGAUGAGGCGUACGAGGAGGGCUCAAGCAAGAAGAAGAAGAUAAAAACAGAAAAAAAAGAAAAGAAGAAGAAUAAAAAAAGAUCGUAUGAGUCUGGCGAGGACAACGAUGACGACGGAGACUACGGCAGCAAGAAGACGAAGAAGUCAAAAGUAAAGAAGGAGCCAGUGCACGAGGCACCCAAGCCCACAAAGGGAGCUCUCAAGACGGAGGUUAAAACCGAAACAACCCGAACAAAAGGUGGUCGCCAGAAGAAGAAAGAGGAAGAGGAAGAGCAGGAAGUGUGGAAAUGGUGGGAGGAGGAGAAACGUGAAGAUGGUUCCAAGUGGACCUACCUGGAGCACAAAGGACCAGUCUUUGCACCGGCCUACGAACCACUGCCCCCGAGCGUUACGUUCGAGUACGCCGGCAAAAAGAUGCGACUCUCGGAGGGUGCCGAGGAGGUGGCUGGCUUCUACGCGCGGAUGUUGGACCAUGAUUACACUUCCAAGAAGGCUUUCAACGAAAACUUCUUCAAGGAUUGGCGCAAAACGAUGACACAAUCCGAGCGGGAAAUAAUUAAGGAUCUGGGACAAUGCAAUUUCCGCUCCAUGGCGUCACACUUUGCGAUGGUUGCCGAACAGAACCGCAAUCGUACGAAGGAGCAAAAGGCCGAGCUGAAGGCGGCAAACGAUAAAAUGAUGAAGGAGUACGGCAUCUGUGUGAUCGAUGGGCACAAGGAGAAGAUCGGAAACUUCAAGAUUGAACCGCCGGGUCUGUUCCGUGGUCGCGGUGAGCAUCCGAAGAUGGGCCUGGUGAAGCGACGCGUAAUGCCGGAGGAUGUCAUCAUCAAUUGCUCGAAAGACAGCAAAGUGCCGGUUCCACCGGCCGGUCACAGGUGGAAGGAGGUGCGACACGAUAACGGCGUGUCAUGGUUGGCCUCCUGGGUUGAAAACGUUCAGGGGCAGGUGAAGUACGUCAUGCUGAACCCGAGCUCGAAGCUGAAGGGUGAAAAGGAUUGGCAAAAAUAUGAGACGGCCCGUUCCUUGUUGAAGCACAUCGAUCAAAUUCGUAACACGUAUCGCGAGGAAUGGAAGAGCAAGGAGAUGCGCAUCCGACAACGUGCUGUGGCCAUGUACUUCAUCGACAAGCUGGCGCUGAGAGCGGGAAACGAAAAAGACGAAGAUCAGGCCGAUACGGUUGGUUGCUGUUCGCUGCGUGUCGAGCACAUUCAGUUGUGUAAGGAGUUGAACGGCAAAGAAAACGUGGUCGUCUUUGAUUUCCUCGGUAAGGAUUCGAUCCGCUACUACAACGAGGUGGCGGUGGAAAAGCGGGUCUUCAAAAAUUUAGAGUUGUUCAAGGAGAACAAAAAGACAGGCGACGACCUGUUUGAUCGCCUAAACACAUCGGUGUUGAAUGAAUAUUUGAAAAACCUUAUGGAAGGAUUAACCGCGAAAGUGUUCCGUACUUUCAAUGCCUCCUUUACGCUGCAAAAGCAAUUGGAGGAGCUGACGGAUCCCAAUAUGACGGUGCCGGAGAAAUUGCUGGCCUACAACCGUGCCAAUCGCGCUGUGGCUAUUCUCUGCAACCAUCAGCGGGCCGUCCCGAAAACGCACGAGAAAAGUAUGGGCAAUCUGAAGGAAAAAAUUCGUCUCAAGCGCGAGCAGGUGGAGCAAUGUCAGCAAGAGCUUAAGGAUCUCAAUAAGAGCAAUGUUCGUGAUGCCACCGCAAAGGAUAAGAAAACCAAGCAACUUGAGCGUUUAAUGGAGCAACUGAAGAAGCUCGAGCUAAUGGAGACGGACAAGGAUGAGAACAAGACGAUCGCGCUCGGCACUUCGAAGCUGAACUACUUGGAUCCUCGUAUUUCUGUCGCAUGGUGUAAAAAGUUUGGUGUACCGAUCGAGAAAAUUUUCAACAAAACUCAGCGCGAUAAGUUCCGUUGGGCGAUCGAUAUGGCCGAUGAGAACUAUGUGUUUUAAAAGGCUUCUAGAAUACCCGGGAAUACCGUUGGUAUCAUUUUGCAUUCAUCUGAUCAGAAAUGCAGAGAGAGAGAGAGAGAGAGAAAAACAAUAGGAAACGGCUGCGUCAAACAAAUUAUAUCCUUUUCCUAUAUACGGAAAUACUUUUCGGCGUACCCCGUCAUCUGUGAACAUUUAGAAAAUCACUUUUGCACGAUACUACGCGUGUGACGAGAGUGGACGGUCGAUACCGGGUCUCAACCUCGCGGAGGCAAUGUGUUUGUGACAACCGUCCACCAACAUUGCUGUUUCUCUUCCCCGCUUAUAUUCACCAUUGUGCAACAUCUGGUAAAGACAAUGUCGUGUGCUUUUAUCAGCAUUGGUUAGGAAGCAUUGGAUAUCCUUCGAAUACGAAUUAAAAUGUAAAAUGCUUCCGAAAGCCAUCGGGACACACAUACACUCACACACAAUAUAGAGCAUGAUGUGGGCCGAUUAUCAAUAAUAUGUACGUCCAAGGGCGUACUUUAUUGCGUUAAUAACAAUAGGGACUAGUUUUAUAACGUGUAAGAAAGUAUAAACGAAUAACUAGAUGAAUGUACCUACAGAUAUGAGCGAGGUAUAUAGAGUAGUGAAACAAGAAAAAAACGAGAACGUUUGUAAAGUUCUGCUUACUUCUUUUUUGUUGUUCUAGGAAAAAUAGCCAGGCAAUAAGAAAGAAACCGGACGAUUAGUGGAAAUCCACGCAACGGGGAGUGAGAUCGAGUGACAGAGAAUAUUUUAUUUAUUUUAGCGAAAUUCCAUCAAUCAAAAUGCUCGACUAUCGUUUAUAAUCAACUGCUUCAGGGUGGUAGGGAUCCUUCCACGUGUUGUAAAUGAAGAUUUAGGGGGAAACCAUAGGAAGGAGACACUAUGAAACACACGGACACAAAAGCAAGCACCCUACAAACUGUACGCAAAUUGUAAUUUUAAAAUUUUGUUUUUACUUUUAUGUAUUCUUCGGGUUUUGCGUUGGCACAGUGUCCACUGUGGUUUGCUGCCCAAUCCAAUUGAUCCCGACUGCCGGCGGCAUACGGAGAAUCCCGUAUGACUCUUUUAACUUACGAAAACAUCUUGCUAGACAAAUUACAACAUCGUGUACAAUCAGGUUUCUCGGGAGGGGUUUAAGUUAGGUUGUACCAUGAUUCCAUGUCCGUCUUUGUUUUGUUCCAAGCACAUGAGAUACGGAUGGGUCCAGUAAUAUAAUGUCUGCAACAGCUUGCAAGGGCAACGCUCUGAAGCCUGUGGAUGUAUGCCAAUGUGUGCGUCUUCAAUGUGCACUUCAAUUUUCUAGCCAAUUUUCGUCAACCCCCGAUACCAAACGCGAAACGUGUGUGGUGUGUUGUGUGGCACCCGGCCCUGUCCCCCUGGCCACAUUUAGCACAGGAAACGUGCGUCGAUCGGUAGGCCGAUUAAUUAUUUGGUUUUGUAAGCGGUUGCAUAAUGAUUGCGUUUUAAGUAAGCAUUGUAGGGUUAAGGAUCGAUGCGGUAUUCGUUUUGGAAAGGCAAAUUGAUGCUACAAUUACACUCAAAACACACAAACAUAGAAACGAUUGUAAAAUACUUUGGUAGGAUAUAAUAACUCAGAAUAUAUGAAAGUAUAUAAAAGGAAAAAAAAAUAACAACAAUUAUCAAGUAAUCGAACAA